CAACAACAGCAGCAGCCACAACAACAGCAGCAACAACAACAGAAAGUUUGUUAACAAAUUCUAAGGCUAACGCCUCGGUCAGCGUAGACAACAACAGCAUCAGCAGCAACACCUCCUUGACCCUAGCAGCUUUGCCGCCACCGCCACCGCCGCCCACAAGCGAAGCCGCAGCAACAGCAACAGCAACAGCAACAAGCCAAGUUGCCAAGCCAAAGCAAACAACAGCAACAGCAGCAACAACAAGCUUAAGAGGCGCCACUGUUAACGCCGCCACGACGUCGUCCACAUCGACGCUGUACACGUGCUCGAGCGCCUCAUCCUCGCUGAUUGCCCAGCCGCCGCCAACAAAGAUAUUUAAAACGGAUCAUCUGUGCGUAAACGCCGCCGCCUACGGUCUGCCAACUGUCGCUGCCGCCGCUGCUGUUGGCCAUCCCUGUGUCUACUGUGUGAUACCCGUGCCAGUGGGCUCGUCCAGUGCCGCUAGCGUCGCAGCCGCACCGCCAACGCCGCGCAGCGCUUUUCCCGGCGCACCGUUGACCGCCUCAGCCGUCGCACUCAAAGGCGCCAUACCACAGCGUCCACCGGCCAUGACCAGCCCAGCUGCUGCUGCUGCUGGCGCCGCUCUAGCAGCGGGCGCACCAUAUCGCGGUGCCACCAGCUGGACACCCCAGGGCUAUGCACCAGCUGCUGCCGCCGCCGCCGCUGCGGUCGCCCAGCAGGCCUAUCGCUAUACGGCCCCAUUGCCCCAGCCGGCAUACGCGGCCUAUACGCCGCAUACGGCCACCACGCCGGCCACAACCACGGCUUACCAGUGGGUUAAUCAGCUCAGCACUUUGGAGUACGGCCAGCGUGUGCCAACUGCAGCCUCACCGAGCAACACGAACUCGAGCAGCUCAUCGAACACGGGCUCCCAGAGCGGCACACUGAGCACCAGUCUGAGCAACACGACAAACACAAACACCACAAUGGGUCCCAACGGUACGGCACAGAAUCAAAAUCAACAGGGCGGCGAGCAGUUGUCAAAGACAAACCUCUAUAUACGCGGACUGCAGCAGGGCACAACCGACAAGGAUCUGAUCAAUAUGUGUGCACAAUACGGAACAAUAAUAUCAACCAAGGCUAUUUUAGAUAAAACAACAAACAAAUGUAAAGGUUACGGCUUCGUCGACUUCGAGCAGCCGGCCUACGCUGAGGGGGCCGUCAAGGGACUGCAGGCGAAGGGCGUGCAAGCUCAGAUGGCCAAAGUGGGUAUCUGGGUGCUUCAUAGGCCGGCCAUUCAACAGGAACAGGAUCCCACAAAUUUGUAUAUUGCAAAUUUGCCACCACACUUUAAAGAGACCGAUCUGGAGGCAACGCUAGCGAAAUAUGGUCAAGUUGUUUCCACCAGAAUAUUGCGUGAUCAGCAGAUGAACUCAAAGGGCGUUGGCUUUGCACGCAUGGAGAGCCGCGAGAAGUGCGAACAAAUUAUACAAAUAUUUAACGGUACCACAAUACCGGGUGCCAAAGAUCCGCUAUUGGUGAAAUUCGCCGAUGGCGGUCCCAAAAAGAAGAAUCUCUUCAAGACGCCCGAUCCAAAUGCGCGCGCGUGGCGCGAUGUCUCCGCCGAGGGCAUACCCGUUGCCUACGAUCCGACUAUGCAGCAGAAUGGCGUCAGCGUCAACGUGGGCACACCAAUUGGCGUACCAUAUUCGCGCUUUGGUGCACCCCAGGUGGGUGGAUAUCCGGUCGCUGGCUCACAAUGGAUACCCGGCUAUAUGAUGACCCAGCCGAUCACUCAGGUAGAUGAUCAGUAUUCCUCCUCUGCAUUGCAGUACAUGCAAAUGGCUGCCGCUCCCCAGUUGGGCGUCACCUCGUACAAACCGGAGGCAGUCAACCAGGUGCCCACACGCGGCAUUUCGAUGAUGGUCAGUGGCGACACGGCUGUGCCAUACGGAACAAUGAUGCCACAGUUGGCCACCCUCCAGAUUGGAAACUCUAAUUUUUCUCCAUCGUUACAGUAUAUUAGUCCAACUUAUCCAUAUUAUGCACCACCACCAACUAUUAUACCAACAAUGCCAAUGACAGAUUCCGAACAGGCUAGCACAGCUGCAUCACCCGACGAGGCAUACACACAGUAUCCACAUCAAGCCGCUCCCAAAUAGGUCUUCGCGAGUAUAGUUACUAAGCAGCCUAAACACUGGUAAUACAUACUAGAUUUAAUAUGUUAGUACUUCAUUUGAGUACUAUGUAAUGGACGCGAUCGAGGGUGAGCGUUGGGAGCUUUAAGCGCUGGAAUAACAACAAUAAAACAACAACAACAAGAACAAGAAAAACAUCUACAACAACAACAGCAGAAGAUGAAGAACAUGAUUAACAGGAUGCCACAUCGGAAUGGAUGAAGAAGUUUGAUAACAGUCGAAAAUGCUGUUCCCUAAAAAGAGAAAAUAAUGUUAAAAGAAAAUAAAGAAAAGAUAGAGAAAGAUAAUUAAGAGUUAUGUAUAAAAGCAGCAACAGCAACAACAAAGGAAUGAAAAAUACAUACAUGAUUAAAAGUGUAAGGGCGAUUGAGGAAGAGUUGAGCUAAGAAAGAGAGCGUAAAAAGUGAAGAAAAGCAAAGACUAAACUUAAAUAAUAGAAAUUAGUUAUACACUAAAUAGUAUCGUUAAACAACAGCAACAAGAAAACGGGCAAGUAGUAGUAGUAGAAAGGGGUCGCAAUUUUCAUUGAGAGCGCAGGAAAAACUUACCAGAACGGGGGCAAAUAGGAAACAGAAAACGGCAACCAAACACUUGAAGCAACAGCAAUUUGCAAAUACAACAAAAAUAAAACAAAACUGAAAAAAAUGAAAGAAAAGAAAACGCAAAACUCUAGUUAAGUAGAUCUAUGUAAGGAAAAACCAGAAGUUGCAUGGAAACAGCAAAAGGGAAAAGAAACGCAAACUCAUGUAAAAAUGUUAAACUACAGAGAAAACCAGAAAAGCAAACAACUUUGUGACGAAAUAAAGCAAAACAAAUGAAAACCGAAGAACCCAAAAAUGUGUGCAAUGUAUGUUAAACGAA
Drosophila hydei is the source of this 3038-nucleotide messenger RNA. RefSeq names its product protein alan shepard (gene shep). Lineage: Eukaryota; Metazoa; Arthropoda; Insecta; Diptera; Drosophilidae. The coding region runs from base 588 to 2141 and encodes 517 amino acids. The record is from RefSeq and is a predicted model, not a curated record. The transcript has 12 exons. Gene Ontology annotation, cellular component: cytosol; nucleus; ribonucleoprotein complex. Gene Ontology annotation, molecular function: mRNA 3'-UTR binding; poly(U) RNA binding; poly(A) binding.